CUGCCAUCCCCGCCACCAUGUCCAACAGUCUCCUUUUAAACGAGCUAUGCAGCGUCUGCCAUUGGCCCGCCCACGCCUGCGGCACGCCUGCUUCUCGUGGCAAUGUAGCCAGCCAAGCACGCGCUGGGCCUCUGUAAUCAUGCGCUGACAAUGCACUGCAGCAACGCCAACAAGUUCAAGUACCGCUGUCCAGGCUGUGAGGCACGCACCUGUUCGUUGCCAUGUUACAAGCGCCACCAGCAGUGGGCGCAGUGUUCUGGCCGACGCGACCCGGCAAAGUUUGUGAAAAAGGCUCAGCUGCUAACGCCGGCUGGCAUUGACCAUGACUACAACUUUCUCUCCGGCAUCGAGCGGGACCUUGAUAAGGCUGAACGCAUUGCUGCCAGCGCAACCGCUGCUGCGCCCUCGGAUGGCUUGUCGAAUCGUCAGCGCGCCGGCGUUGCCUAUGCCAAACUCGAGUCUGCUGCUGGCGUCAACAUCAUCCGAGCCCCACAGGGCUUGAGUAGACAGCGAGAAAACAAGUCGCACUUAUCUGCCACAAAAAAAGCUUCACGCAACAUCGUCUGGACUGUCGAAUGGUUUCUCGGGUCCCAGACGCGUGUGCUUACUCAGACGUCGUCUGUACAGCAAUUAAUAGAUGCACAGCCCUUUGCACAACAUAGCACAGAGGGUAAAAACAAGAAGCGGAAGCUCAACACUGAAGCUGCCGCUGCUGCUGCCACCACCACCACCACCCUCCCGACAAUCGAGUCAAUUCAGUCACCGCACAAUCAUGUCGCGCCUAUUUCAGAGAUUCAAGACCCGCUUCAGCAGCUCAACGCUGAGGCUACGCUCCCGAUCAGCAAUGCGCAACCAGAGCCUACCUCUUCUGGGCGAAGAGGAUCAACCCCUCCUUGGGCAGAAGAGGGACAACCCACCAAAAGAGAAGCGGACGUGGCAGACGUACACCAUAGCGGCCUUGACCAUGAUGAGCCAAGCGCCCAACCCCUGGGCCGUAGGCAGUAUAGGUUUUUACUACUAAAACCUCGCACGAGCACGACCCGCCACGUCCUCAUUCCCCUGGAUUCCUCCUCUACGCUCGCCGAGAGCCUGCGUGGCCAUACUAUUCUCGAGUUCCCUACGAUCUAUGUGUUUCCUGCCGACAUGACCAAGCUACCCGAGGAAGAGUUCAUGCUGGAGGAAGAGUACGCCAAGCUGGAGGGGGAGCAACAAAAAGAAUUUGACGAAUUAAUGCAAGAACUUGACCCUGAGGUUUUGAAGAGGCUAAAGGAAGGUGAAGAUGGGUUGUCAAGAAACGGUAAUGGUGGUGACGAUGAAGUUGACAGUAAGAAGAUUCUGGACGUGCUGAAGCAAGAUCUUGGCGGACGCCUGUAA
Molecule: messenger RNA, 1374 nt
Organism: Exserohilum turcica Et28A
Lineage: Eukaryota; Fungi; Ascomycota; Dothideomycetes; Pleosporales; Pleosporaceae
Exons: 3
Coding region: 151-1374 (407 amino acids)
Biological process (GO): snoRNA localization; box C/D snoRNP assembly; maturation of LSU-rRNA from tricistronic rRNA transcript (SSU-rRNA, 5.8S rRNA, LSU-rRNA)
Cellular component (GO): pre-snoRNP complex; nucleus
Source: RefSeq, a predicted model, not a curated record